UGCAGUACAGACAACAGCCUGUUGGGUCGUACUUACGUUUGUGUGUCCUGACGGCUCCUUUUUUCGAUUGUCCGUUCUUUAAAUUAUUCAAGGUGUCGGUAUCAAGCAGUGUCCUACCAGGGGCUAUCACCAUGAAGAUGCUAGCUGCAGAAGGUCCGGAUAUAACACCGGUAGAAUCCUCUGGCGAAUGGCACAGUGCGACGUUCUGGGUGCUGGUGGUGGGCGCAGCGGCUCUGCUGGCCAUCAUCCUCGCCGCGGUCGCCUGCUGGGUGGCCCGCAGGAGGUCCUCGCUUGCUCAUAAGCUUGGCGGCAAACGCGGUCCAGACAAGGCGCUAGUGUUCCAGCCUCCCCGGCGCGCCACGGCGGUCCGCUCGCCCGGCUCAGCCACUCACUACUUGCGCAAGUCGCCGUCGCCCACCGCGCCUGCGCCAGCGCCGCCGCAGCCGCAGACUCCCGCUAACCCGCCGUCUGGAGGUAACAGCCCCCACUCGCCCACGGCGCCCACUGCGCCCUCCGAGCCCGCGCCGCUCAGCAAGGAGCUAGCUGAUGUCCACGCUACCGAGAAGGUCAAGCCCCUGGAGCCUGAGACCAACGAUGGCAAACUUGGAGACUUGCAUUUUAAAUUGCGAUAUGAAAACGAGAAGAGUGCGUUGGUGGUGUCCGUGGUUUCCUGCCAGAACUUGCCCGGUCGCGAGCCUGCCGGCCCUGACCCAUAUGUGAAGCUGCAGCUCCUACCUGAUAAACAGCAUAAGGUUAAAACCAGGGUUGUCCGCAAGACCCGCUGCCCAGUGUACGAUGAAGAUUUCACAUUCUACGGCAUCGCGCCGCACCAACUUGCCGGAAUCACCCUUCACUUUGUGGUGCUUAGCUUUGACAGAUACUCCCGUGACGAAAUAAUCGGUGAAGUGGUGUCCCCGCUGUCCAAUCUGCAGCUGCAAAGUGGAGAGGCCAUGGCUCUGUGCCGUGAAAUCCAACCUCGCAGCUUGAAGAUGCGCAGCGUGGGGCGCGGCGAGGUGCUGGUGUCGCUGUGCUGGCAGCCGGCCGCCGCGCGCCUCACCGUCGUGCUGCUGAAAGCCCGUAAUUUGCCCAAGAUGGACGUCACUGGCCUGGCUGAUCCUUACGUGAAAAUGUACCUGCUGUACAACGGGCAGCGCAUCGCGAAGAAGAAGACGCACGUGAAGAAGCGCACCCUGAACCCAGUGUUCAACGAGUCCUUCGUGUUCGAGGUGCCGGCCGCGCCCAACGCCACUCUGGACCACGUGUCCCUCGAGCUGCUCGUGCUCGACUGGGAUAGGGUCACCAAGAAUGAGGUGAUCGGUCGCGUAGAGCUGGGUGCGAGCGGCACGGGCAGCGCGCGGCACCACUGGCGCGAGGUGCAGGCCGCGCCGCGCCGACAGAUCGCCGACUGGCACAAACUGAAGGAGUAAAUGGUCACACACCCAUACUACACGCCAAAUGACUACAACCUGCUCUGAGUCUAUGCAAAGAAACGAAGAUUCGUCGGCUUCAAACGUUUCUUGUAUUUGCGAUUUAACAACAACGCGAAAUUGCAUUUGAAAUGUUUCCUUUACCUCUACAAUCUUCAAUCCCUUUUAAAGACUGUCGUAACAGUUUGAUGCAAUAAGACCUUUUUCCUGAAUUGUUAGGCUAACAUCAGUAAAUGCCUGCAAUUUUACAGCAAGUUACAUGCCAGUUUUUGUAACUUUAAGCGACGUAUUGUAAACAUUAAUAUGAGCAUAACAGUUUGCGUCACUAUUUGCGCUAAACGUGGCUAAACGCCGCGUUUAAAAUACUUUCAGCUAACCUAGACCUAUUAUUAAAUUGCGUGCGGAAAGCUAUGUUUAAAUUAGCUACACGGCAAUGAAAUCUUAACUGUUAGUAGAAAGUGAGUAUAUGAAAGUUCAUUACGGGAAUGCCAUUUUUUCAUGUGUAUAAUCGACGGUUUUGUAGUAGGUACUUAUAGUUAUUUGGCGUCGAUUAUAUGCGUAAUUUUGCUGUGAAGUGCUGAUGUUAACCAAUUUAUUUUCUAUAUUCAAUUUUUGUUAUUCUGCAUCGUCCUUUUAAAGAUUAUUGGGUAUUUAUUUUCCAGGUUAAUGUAUGUGUUCAAUGAAUUCUCGUGGCUUAACAAUCCCUGUAUUGUCUUAUAUUCAUAUCCUUGGCUGAAAUUUGCUUUAAUGAAGAUCAUCGAUUAAUUAUCCGCAUUUGCAAUAAUUUUGCAAUUAUAUUUAUAUUUAAUCAUCUUAAUUUGGAAUUUCCUUUCUUUCUUUGGUGAGGUGCGUUUAGACUAGGGGCUAAUUAUGGAUAUUGCAGUUUCUUAUCAGCUGGUGAUUUGUUGGCUCUUUCUCAUGAUAUGAAAGGUAUGAUGUUAUAUUAGAAAUAAUAAUAACACAUUGUGGAGAAAAUCUAUAUGUCAUCUGUAAAAAAAUAUGUACCUAUUUGGUCUAAAUGCACCACAGAAAUUAAAACUACGUUUUUGUCUCUCAUCUAUGAUGUGAUUUUUCAAAGUCUAUGUUUUAAUAUCCUUAAUUGUAUAUAAAGUCCUCUACCAUGUAGAAUGUGAUUGUAGACAUUUGGUAUUCAGGAAAUUUAAAUAUUUUAUCGUAUUGUUGUUAUAGAUCUAUGUUAUAAUUAUUAUAUUUAAUCAUAUUAUUUCGUUAUGUAACAUGGAAUAAAAAUUCAAUUGAUAUUCAUACAAAUCCAACUAGUAUUAAUUAGGCCAACGAUUUGCGAUUAUAUUUUAACAACGAAAAGGUAUAACACGCCAAAAUUCAAAAGCAGGAAGUUUCGUUAAGAAAUUAUAUUGGUGAUGAAAUGAUAGUAGAUAUUUUUUCAAUGACGUGCUAUAACCAAUUAGAUUCACAAUCAAAAUAAAGGGUCAAAAUGCCCGAAGGCCAUUGCUUAAACAUUCAGUGGAAUAAACAUCUUAUUUAGUGGCAAAUACAGUUAGUUAUACACAAUACACAGGGCGAAGAGAGUUUUGCUUCGGACACUUUGUGCGGGAAAGUGAGUCUAAAUUUUUAUUGCCCGUCAAAAAUAUUUUGUAUUAGAUAGAAAAAUUUAUUUCUUAAACAACCCAUUUAUUGGUUUAGAAUUAAUGAUCAAGUAACAUAAGAUACUUAGUCGUAGUUUUCCAUUUAUAUUACUAAUUGUUUGGAAGCGCACAUCUUGAGUCCCACAGUGAUGUCACUUUGCUAAAUAAUGUUACAUAUCCACUAUCUUUAUUGGAUAUCUACACAAAUAUUAAAUUCAUAUACAAAAAGAAUGAUAACCGCAAACGCAAAAAUUGCUUGCUCUAGUAAAAAAUUGAAUCAUAUUUUAUGAUUCAAUUAAAGUUAUAUGAUGCAGUAUAAAAUAAUAUAACAUUAAGAAAGGAAUUAAUAUAAAAAGUUUUGUUUAUUUUUGACAAAAUUCUCAUUAAAUAUUGUAGUAUUUCUAACGUGGAAAAGAUUUAUUUGGUGUAUUUUUAUUGGUAAUACGUUGAGAAAUUCACAUAAUACUCAAUUCAUUAAAUAAGAUUUAAAUUAGAGUAAAGAAAAAAACAAUCUAUUUUAUACUAAUUGUAGACGUAUUAAAUGUCUAGAUUAAGUAUUAUAAGGCUCAUAAAACUUUGGGCUUUUGGUCACGUGUACCUUAGCAAUUCACAAUAGAAAGCUUAGCCCCUUACGACUUUGACAUCCCAUCGCAAAAGUAGCAUUUUAGAUAUUUCUUACAUAGUAAGUUAUAUAAGAUCACAAUAUAUGUAUACCGUAUAAUAUUUAAUCGUCAAAAUUUAUAGAAUCGGAUUUAAAUACACGAAAGUCCCCAUGGUUAGCAUCUAUUUUAUAUAAAACGUAUAAUUGAAAUAAUCACAAUAUUGUAAUACUAUGUGUAUAUUUUUUGUAGUGACAAUAAAAAUUGGCGCGAAUUCAUUUAUCUGUCAAAGUCGAUGUAACAAUACAUAUUUUGGUCAUACCGGACGUGUUAUUGUUACAACAACUUCGAUAUAUAAUAUUAGUGAUAUAUUGUGUAUAUAUUUUAGUACCCACUCCAUACUUAAUACAUUCCAAUUGUAACUUGUAUAUAGUCAUUUUGAUCUCAUAAAUAUUUCAUAAUAAUCGUUAGUAUUAAGAUACUAAAUGUCGACACUUUAUAGAUUUUUGUUUGUGUCUUUUUUGUUGUAUUUACGUGUAGUAGAUGCAUUUUGGAGCAUUCACUAAGCCGAAUAAGCUAUAUUGUCUGCUUAUAAACUAUGAUAUGACAUACGAAAUAUGAACACUUUUUUAUUUCUUAAAAAAACGUAGGUAUAAUUUUGCUGUUUUCUGUUCAGAUUUAUAGUUAAUUUUUUGUGUUUUGUAUGUUGAAAUGGUUUUUUAUUCAACUGCCUUAUCAUAGUUUAUGGUCACCGAUGAUAUUUAGACCUUAGAAUAUAACACGUAACAUGUUUACUUACAUAUUUAUAUUUAAAUCUUGUUUCAUAAGUAAUUUAUUCUCUAUUUAGUCGAAAAAUAUAAUAUUUAUAUUAAGUAUCUAUUUAUUUAUUUUAUGUUAUUACUAGGUCUGUAUAAUUUUUAACAUAUGUGAUGAAAUAAUUAUGUGUUACAUCCUAAGGUUUGUCGGAAACAACCGGUAUCAGUUUUGUAUACUAAGAAAUUUUAGUGAAUAAAUUAUUGACUGGUGCU
Messenger RNA from Zerene cesonia (dogface butterfly), 4658 nucleotides. RefSeq names its product synaptotagmin-4 (gene Syt4). Gene Ontology annotation, cellular component: axon; synapse; membrane. The transcript has 10 exons. Lineage: Eukaryota; Metazoa; Arthropoda; Insecta; Lepidoptera; Pieridae. The record is from RefSeq and is a predicted model, not a curated record. Gene Ontology annotation, biological process: regulation of dopamine secretion; calcium-ion regulated exocytosis; cellular response to calcium ion. The coding region runs from base 132 to 1427 and encodes 431 amino acids. Gene Ontology annotation, molecular function: calcium ion binding; clathrin binding; SNARE binding.